AGAUUUAAGAAUGUUUAGAGCUGUUGAUGAAUAUCAUUGGCAUAGACUUGCCGAACAUGAGGCAUCAGAAAAUCAGAAAAGAGAACAUCAACAUGGGCGAGGUGUAUGCACGGUAUUCCUUUUGGAUACAUCAGCCAGCAUGGCAGGGGAAGGAUUCCAUCAAAUGAAGAGGGCUUUUAUGGACAUUUCAAACGAAUUUAUUGUUCAUCCCCACCUCGACGAAAAUGUUGCUGUCAUUAUGUUUGGUGAAGAUGUCAAAUUCUUACAUUAUUAUUCAAACAACUAUGGGUCCAUAAGAAAUUGUCUUGGUCACAUAGAAUGUAGAGGAAGCUCACCUCUGGAAGCAGGCAUCCUUCUUUCUUUGUCCUGCUUACGAUACGGCGGAGGUCACAAUGCAGUUUUUAAUCCUCAUAUAAAAGUAAGAGCAAGAUUAGUUAUAAUAUCGGAUGGUCGGCCAACUACAUCCGGUGACAUAGGAGGUCCUGAAUUGGACAAUGCCAGCAAAGAAUCAAUAUUUGACGGCGGUUUCUUAAAGUCGUUGGUGGAAUUAUCUACAGCAGGCAGACUGAUUUUCUAUGAAAAUGCAAAACAGUGUGGAAGAUUUGCUCUUAACAUGAGAAUUGCAUGUUGCAUCGUAGAAAGAAAGAUGUCAUCUAAUUUAACACGGGAUGAAAUAAAAACAAUCGCCAAAAUGUCCUCUUUACAUGAUGUGUCUGGCAAAGAUCUGGAGGAUGUCUGCGAUAUCAUAAAUGAAAUUGAUGCAUACAAACCAAUAACUGCUGAAGACCUAGAGGAAGAUGUCUUCACAGAGCGAUAUGAAAAUCUUCCUGGCAUUGGUACAAGAGUAAAACGUGGACCUCAUUGGACCUGGAAAAACCAAGACAGUCACGGUCCUGGAACAGUGAUCGGACACUCUGAAAGAGUUGGGUGGGUUAACGUGGAAUGGGAUAGUGGUGUUACAUUGAGCUAUCAAUAUGGGUUUGAUGGCUUCAUUGAAAAAUAUGAUAUCACUCCAUGCAAAGAACCAAGGAUUCUAGAGAAUGAAAUGAUUGCAGUUGGUUGCUUAGUAACCAGAGGUCCCGAUUGGAAAUGGGGAGAUCAGGAUGGUGGAGAAGGGAAUGUUGGAACAGUGUAUAGAGUCAGAAAAGAGGCUGUUAUUCUUGUAAAGUGGCCAAAUGGUAAUCGUAGUAACUAUAGAUACGGGUACGACAACAAAUAUGACGUUACCGUGUGUGAUCCAUUUGAUCCUCUUGUCCUUCGAUCCUUGAAUUUUCAACACAGAUCGAACGACUCCGGGAAUCCCGAAAAGGAGGAGCAGAAAAAAUGAAGAAAAAAAAAACCUCA
This is a messenger RNA of Saccostrea echinata, 1344 nucleotides long. RefSeq lists its product as uncharacterized. Gene Ontology annotation, cellular component: cytoplasm. Lineage: Eukaryota; Metazoa; Mollusca; Bivalvia; Ostreida; Ostreidae. The coding region runs from base 11 to 1327 and encodes 438 amino acids. The transcript is spliced from 12 exons. Gene Ontology annotation, biological process: protein ubiquitination. Gene Ontology annotation, molecular function: ubiquitin-protein transferase activity; metal ion binding. The record is from RefSeq and is a predicted model, not a curated record.